This is a messenger RNA of Eleginops maclovinus (Patagonian blennie), 5008 nucleotides long. It is a transcript of the gene ddx61, whose product is annotated as DEAD (Asp-Glu-Ala-Asp) box helicase 61. Gene Ontology annotation, biological process: negative regulation of translation; P-body assembly; cytoplasmic stress granule assembly. Gene Ontology annotation, molecular function: RNA helicase activity; mRNA binding; ATP binding. The transcript has 13 exons. The record is from RefSeq and is a predicted model, not a curated record. NCBI's taxonomy places the organism in Eukaryota, Metazoa, Chordata, Actinopteri, Perciformes, Eleginopidae. Gene Ontology annotation, cellular component: cytoplasmic stress granule; P-body. Bases 866 to 2317 code for a protein of 483 amino acids.
GGAGCAAACAACCAGCCCAAAAACGAACGCGCGGCCAUGUUGAAUUGUCAAUAUUUCGAAAGAAGAGACAAAAGAGCGAAAACUCGAUGGAUUUCUCGAAACAGCGAGUAUUUACCGAACUUAAUUAAACCGUCGACGAAACGUUAAGCAACGACACAACGAGGGAAAACUGUGUGUGGAAGUAGCAAAGUGAAGCUAGCAUCGCCUCUCAGGUAACCUGGAUUUUUCUGUUGAGCUGCAAUUCCCAAAGCACUUGGCAGACUGUCAUCUCAACAUUUGCCAGUGAACUAAAGAAAACCGGACAAGGAUUACCACAGACAUUUUGAGUGGACUGUCCCAUGUUUUAGGACAACAUUGCUGGAGUGACUUUUUGAGCAAGUAUUGAGCCCCAGCAAAAAAAACUUUUUGAUGACAAAGAAACGAAUCAUAAGAAUAGUCUUGAGACGUGACCAAGCAGAAUAUAUUUUACUACUGGCCAAUUUGAAUGUACAGAAAUAGCACUUGGAUUUAACGAGCCAAGAUACUCCGAAGAACACAAAAAGAUAAUUCUGAAUUAUACAGCCAGGAUAAAAGUACUGAAAAACUAUUUUGAAAGAAAAGAGUUUAUGUUUUGGUCACAUACUUGAUUUAUUUAUUCAUAUGAAUGUUAAUUUCUCCCUUUUUUGGAGAGUUGUCUUGUAAAUAGACAUAAUUCAUACGCAGACCUCUUCUUUUCAAGAGGUCUUAACGUCAGAUUGUGUAUGCAAUACAUUCUUUAAAAAUCAUCAGACAAGAGUUAUUUUUUUCAGCUUUUAGUUGUUUUUUUACACACGGCUGGGCAAAUAAAACACACUGAAGCAAAAUUGCCAGUGAAUGUGUUGAUCCAAUGGCUACAGCAAGAACAGCAAACCCAGCGCCAAUGAUUGGAUUGAACAAAGCAGCAAAUGGGCAGCUCAAAGGACAGAUGGGACUCCUUUCGAGUGUCCAGCAGUCGUCUGCCCUCCAGAAGAAGACCAGCAUUCCUCAGAGCAGCGGGGGCAUCAAAUUUGGUGAUGACUGGAAGAAGUGCCUGGAUCUGCCUCCGAGAGACACCAGGAUGAGAACUUCUGAUGUGACCUCAACUAAGGGAAAUGAAUUUGAAGACUACUGCCUAAAGCGUGAACUGCUAAUGGGAAUCUUUGAAAUGGGAUGGGAGAAACCGUCCCCUGUCCAGGAGGAGAGCAUCCCCAUCGCUUUGUCAGGCAGAGAUAUUUUGGCUCGGGCUAAGAAUGGCACCGGAAAAAGUGGCGCCUACCUCAUCCCUCUGCUGGAGAGGAUAGAUCUGAAGAAGGAUCACAUUCAGGCCAUAGUAAUGGUGCCAACCAGAGAGCUGGCCCUGCAGAUGAGCCAGAUCAGCAUCCAGCUCAGCAAGCACCUCGGAGGUGUCAAGGUGAUGGCGACCACAGGUGGCACUAACCUGAGGGACGACAUCAUGCGUCUUGAUGAGACAGUGCAUGUAGUGAUUGCUACACCAGGCAGGAUACUCGACCUGAUCAAGAAGGGUGUGGCAAAGAUGGACAGAGCCCAAUUGAUUGUGAUGGAUGAGGCAGAUAAGUUGCUGUCACAGGACUUUGUGGUCCUGAUUGAAGACAUCAUCAGCUUCAUGCCCAAGGACCGUCAGAUCCUACUUUACUCUGCCACUUUCCCCAUCAGUGUGCAAAAAUUCAUGAGCAAGCACCUGAAGAAGCCUUAUGAGAUCAACCUGAUGGAGGAACUGACCUUGAAGGGCAUCACUCAGUACUACGCUUAUGUGACUGAAAGACAAAAGGUCCACUGUCUCAACACACUCUUUUCCAGGCUUCAGAUCAAUCAGUCCAUCAUCUUCUGUAACUCCACCCAGCGGGUUGAGCUUCUGGCCAAGAAAAUCACCCAGCUGGGAUACUCGUGCUUCUACAUCCAUGCGAAGAUGAUGCAGGAGUACAGGAACCGUGUGUUCCACGACUUCAGGAAUGGGUUGUGCAGAAACCUGGUCUGCACAGAUCUGUUUACUCGGGGAAUUGACAUCCAGGCAGUGAAUGUGGUCAUCAACUUUGACUUCCCUAAAAAUGCAGAGACCUACCUGCAUCGCAUCGGCAGAUCAGGGCGUUUUGGUCACCUGGGUCUGGCCAUCAACCUCAUCACUUCAGAAGACCGCUACAACCUGAAGAACAUUGAGGACCAACUGGUCACUGACAUCAAGCCCAUCCCCAGCUGCAUUGAUAAGAGCCUGUAUGUGGCGGAGUUUCACUCUGUUGACCCCGAUGCUGAAGACGACGACCUUGAGAUCGGGGCCAGAAACAAAGACCUGGGAGGAAUCUGAGCAAAGGGAGAAACACGGCGACUGGCAUUCAUCACACAAUAUUGGCUAUGCAUCACACAAGAUUCCAAGUGAUGAUUUCUGUUCCCGAUUUUGCCACCAAGAUGGUCUUUUUAUUUUCUUUUGAUAUAUUUUCACUCCAGUUUGAGUUUACAGCUAUCUGCAGUGUUGUCUGUGCACACUUCUGGUAAACUGCCACUUCAAUCAGUGAACCCUCAGCCACGCUGACCUGACAGAUGCACUCCGUACAUGUGAUAUGGGCUGUUGCUUAGUUCUGUUAUUGAAAUCAGCCACUCUCGACUUUAGAUGAACAUUGUCUUUAACAUUUUUUUUGUACUUUGCUGUGAGAAUGAAAAUGUGAAACCAAAGGUAGACCUGGAGCAUAGAGCCUGCUCACAUUCUCUCGAGGCUCUGGGAACCCCUUUUCAUUCUUAACCAUUUAAACUCAUUGGCUACUUCACUUGAUACACCUGACUUGAUGGCAUGAAUUUGUAAUGGCAGGGAGGUGCUGGCAACAUUCCUCAAGAGAUUGGUUCAUGUUGACAUGAUGGCCUCGUGCUGUUGCUGCAGAUUGGUCCAAUGCCUGUUCAUGCUGUAGAUUGAUUUUUAACCUUCUCUUUCAAGGGCUCUGUUGUAUUAAGGUAGGCCCUGUAGAAAGCCAUUUAGCUCUUUUUGUUUGAAAUGACGUGGUGUGUGAUGAGGCAAGGCAUCCAUAAAAAGAAAUAACCAUUAGAAGAAGGGUAAACUGGCCGUAAUGAGAUGCACAUAGUCCAAAACAGUAUUAGAGAAGGCUUUUGCAUCUAACAAAUGCUCGGAUUCUAUUACUUGCCAAAAAGAAAGAUAGAAUUACUCGACCUCUUUGAUCCUGAAAUGAUGGUUUCAUCGAUUCACUAACUCUGAGCCUACUAUUUGAAUGGCAAGGCAACACUUAUCCAAUCAGCUGCUUUGCAAUGUUGGUGAACCUUUCUCUUCAAGCCGCAGUUUUCUUUCUUUGCUUACCUGUUACACAUGGUUAUUUGUUACUGUCAGCUUGAACCGGUCCAGCCGCUCUCCUCUGACCUUUCAUGCACAAGACAAUUUAGCUGUCUCCAAUGCCACUCGCGUUUAUUUUUUGCCUGUUAACUCAGUUGAUAUGUGGGAAAUUCCCCCGAGGUUAGCGCCAACAAUCAUUCCACAGUUAUAUUUGUUCUUCUAUUAAGAUAUUCGGUCUGGACAACUUAACUGAUUGACCAUGCUUUUAAGCAGAGUGGCUGGUUAAUAUAUUUGCAUGUAUGAGUUGGUGCACCUAAAAACGUUGCAACUGAAAGUUGUCGUCAUUCCAGUUGGUUAUUAUACCAUUUCCCCCAAACAUGUCCUGCAGUCAUUUAACGAUGCAGUGGUUAAAGGAAAAAAGCAGAUUUUCCACAUCCAUAGUUUAACCAAAUUAUUUUGCUUCAAAAGGGAACCAAAGCAGGAAGACAAAGAUUUAAAAAGUAAGAAAAGAGAUUGCUUCAGAAACCAAAACGCCCACUUUACUGAGUGCUGUUUUAAAGAGGGCUGAAAUGACGUUGCAGAAGAGUGUCUGUGACAUUGUGGAGUGACCUGGCUGUUUUUUAUAUUAAAGUGAUUACUGCAGAAAAAGGAGAUUGAAAGACGACAGCAGUGUAAUGUCUGUGACACUGUGGCGCGUUUUGUAGAAGCACAGAUCCAAUUGUGACAAGCCAGUAUUUGUUUCUUUGAUCCCUUUUUUUUCCUAAUCCAUGACCGCCUUUUUCCGGUUUUGAGGUCAUUAGUAAUUAACAUGACGGGACGAGAGGGGCCUGAGAGAAAAUAAUGAAACCAGCCAACUUCUUCAGUCAUUUCAAUGUCGAUACUGUGUACCUUCUUCCCUCCAAAGUGCCUCAAAGGGCCAGCGUGUAGAAUUUAGGGGGAAUUAUUAGCAUAAAUGAAAAAUAAUAUUCAAACUUAUGUUUUUGUUUGAUUAUAUCUACAUAGAAAGUGAGUCCUCUUGGAAAACGAGCGGUACUUGGUUAGUUGAAUCUGCAACCCCAAAGCCAGAUGGCUUAAAAUCCUACACACUGUCCCUUUUUUAAUCUAACUUCAAACCUCCAUUUUGCCCAGACUCUUGAACAAAGUUUGAAUUGUAGGUAAAUCAACACCCAAUACUUAUUCAUUUCAAUAUUGUUUUGCAUAAAGGAUCUUUCAGUUUUUACUUCCUAAUGACAUGUAUUUGUCUAAUGACAAAUUGUAAAUAUGACGAGCUGUCUGAAUAUAUUAUAUACUCCUUGACUUUAGCACAAUGUCAAAAAGGAUGCAGUUAAGAUUUAAAAAGGAUUCUUUUUUAUUGAUUCCUUUGCUGACAAUUGCAUUACUGCUAAGCACCAGCAGAGAAGGCGCCAUGUGUGCCCUCCCCUCAAGCUUCUGAAGUAGUAAUUGGCAUUAAGUAGCUGCAUGUCGGAUUCUGCAGUUCCCCUUGUUUUUGGUUCCCCUUUUUAUUUUUUUUACGUCGUUCCAGGAAACUCUUGAUUCAUUUCAUGACCAUUUUUAGGGUUUUCAACCUGAAACCAUUUUGUUCCAAUCCGUAUUCUGGAGAAAAUAAUAUCUUAAUGACUUGAUGACUGGAUGCUUUAAGUGAAAAACAGACAGGCAACCAUUUUUCUGCUAAUUGUGUCAAUGCCAGCGCCUGAAACAAAUAAAAACUCCCAACUGACUUAA